Messenger RNA from Salmo salar (Atlantic salmon), 7820 nucleotides. The record is from RefSeq and is a predicted model, not a curated record. Lineage: Eukaryota; Metazoa; Chordata; Actinopteri; Salmoniformes; Salmonidae.
ACUGUCAAACGAAAACCGCAAGAUCUGAAUAAAGUAGUCUCGACGGUAAGUCCGACGGGGUGAGUGACUUACCUGUCUUUGAAAGCGCGAUUCAUUUUCUCGCUGAAUUCUUUUAGGAAAAGGUUCUCUCUUCAGAGUGAAACGUUUGAGCAAAGGAGCAGCGCUUCAUAUUGGGGGGGGACACUACUUUGUAGCACUCUGCAACGUGCUGCUAAAGGAGUUGGGACGCACACAAACCCAGCCCAGGGCAGCCAACUAGCAAGCAUCAGGCUUCCUGAACUCUAAACAGAAGCAGGCCUUGAUCCACCACUGCCCCUCCUACUGCGACGGCAGCCCAACACGGGAAUACAAAAUAUGGGGGAUGUGCAGCUUGUGACAACGCGGAUCUCCAAGACCAGCCUGACACAAGGCCAAGGUUCCCCAAGUCAGGAUCCUCCAGCCUUCACUCUCCCACCCCGCAAUGCCCGGGUCAGUCCGGGAGGGACAGCGCGGCUGGAUGGAAAGGUGAGAGGAUACCCUGAGCCCCAGGUCACGUGGUCCAGGAAUGGGAAAGCAGUCAUAGCUGGAGAGCGGUUCGUCAUGGAACAGAGUAGCCGUGGAACCUUCAACCUGGUGGUACAUUGUGUCCAGGAGGAGGAUGCAGGGCGCUACACAUGUGAGGCUGUCAACGAUGCUGGGAGCCGCCAGGUCACAGUGGAGAUCACUAUAGAAGGGAAGAAAUCCAGCCUCCCCUCCUCCAGUAGAACAGGCGGGCGGUUUGGAGUGUCAACCAUGGAGAGCAUGCCCAGUAUCUGGGGGGAGAGCCCCCCUAAGUUUGUGACGAGGCCUUCACGCAUUUUCGUCCGAAUGGGACAGAGUGGCAAGUUCUCUGCCAAAAUCACAGGACGCCCACAGCCCCUGGUAACCUGGCUUAAGGGAGAUGAAGAGCUUCAUGCUUCUUCCCACUUCAACAUGUUUGAGAAGUCGGGAAUCCACUUCCUGGAGAUCCGAGACGUGUGUGUGGACGAUGCAGGAAUGUACACCUGCUCUGUGGCCAACAGUGCUGGGAAGGCCACAGCUACAGCAGAGCUGAAUGUUCAGGGUUCAGGCAGUGAGGCUGGCAUCCUUGGUCCCUCUGCUCCGGUGGCCCCUGUCCCAAAGACAACUGACUCACCCGAAGUCAAGCACACAAGUAACGGCCUGCUCGCUGACCGACGUUCACCUACCAAGACAGGAGACAGGACUGAGACCAGAGAGAGACUCACCACACUCACCAGGGAGACCAAAGGCAGCACAGAGCCGACCAAAGCAACAUGGAAGGCCACCAUGGCGUCUCCCAAGACCACCAUCGUGACGUCUCCCAAGCCCCCUGCAGACCUGCCGGAUGAGGCCCCUAGAAAGCCUGGGGUGGCAACCCCAAAGGCUGCCAGCUCCACCACUUUGCAACACCAUCUAAGAGGCCAGGGGGCUGCUAGGACCAGCCCAGACCCACACAACAGAGCCCCUGAGAGGGAUACAAGGGAUAGGGUGAAGACCCCCCCAGUGGGAGUCCAGAGCCCCCCACAGCCAUCUCCAGAGCCCACUAGAGAGACUAGAAGGCAGGCCAGAGAGAGCAGGUCAGCGAGGGCAGCAGUGACUGCUGGAGCUCCACCAAAAUUUGACUCUGUACCUCAGAGCCAGGACACUAAAGAGGGGACCAAAGUCGCAUUCAAAUGCCAAGUCUCAGGUUCUCCCGUGCCUGCCCUGAGCUGGGUUAAAGAUGGCUUCCCUUUGAGACCCAGAGCAGGGCUGACCUUCCAGCAGGAUGGCAACACUCACAUCCUCACUGUGGACAACGUCCAGAAAAGGGACAGUGGGACGUACGGAUGCACCAUGACUACUAGUGCUGGGAAGGUGUCCUCGACUUGGAACCUCACGGUCAAGAACCCACGGCUGGAGGGAAAGCCCCCUGCGUUCAGCACUGCCCUGAAGGGAUGUUCAGUGAGUGAGGGCCAGGACUUCCUUCUGCAGUGUUCAGUGCAGGGGGAGCCUCUACCUAACAUCUUCUGGCUCCUAAACGACAAGCCAGUGCCGCAUGCCCACUCUGCCUUUGAGAAUGGCCUGACCCAACUCGCAGUCCAGGGUGCACUGCCAGAGGACGAAGGCCAGUACGCGUGUGUCGCUGAGAACAGCCAUGGGAGAGCAGUGUGCACUUCCAGAGUCAUCGUCAAAGGUGGGCUUGGGAGCCUCUACAGUGGCCCUAAGAAAAAUUUCAAGAGGAUGGACCCUCCAAAUGCAGUUGACACCAAGAAGCCAUCGAAGCCAUCUGCCCCUGUAUUCCUACGAGGUCUGAAGGAUCUGAAAGUCAUGGACGGCAGCAAAGUCAUCAUGACCGUGGAGGUGACGGGGAAUCCUCAUCCAGAGAUUGUGUGGCUCCACAAUGGAAAGGAGAUCCAGGAGUCGGAGGACUUCCACUUUGAGCGGAAGGGGAGCCAAUACAGUCUGUUCAUCCAGGAAGUCUUCCCUGAGGACACUGGGAAGUACACCUGUGAGGUGUGGAACGAAGUGGGAGAGGUUCGCACCGAGGCCUCACUCACUGUACAAGAGCCCCAGGACGGGGUGCAGCCCUGGUUCAUCACUAAGCCCAAGUCCACCACUGCCUCCUUGGGGCAGAAUGUCCUGCUGUCCUGUGCCAUCGCUGGCGACCCCUUCCCCCAGUGGAGCUGGAUGAAGCAGGGCCAGGUGGUGACCACUGGGCUGGACUAUGAGAUUCUGCAGAAAGAGGAUGUGGUGUCCCUGCUCAUCAGGCGAGUCCGGUCCCACCACGCCGGGGACUACGAGAUCAGCCUGAGGAACAAAGUGGGGGACUGCAGUUGUGUUGCCACUCUGUUGGUCAGUGAGGGUGCUGUGGUGUCCAGUGGAGAGCACCAAACGCUUGAGCCUUGUCAGCGUGUGGGAGGAGUGGACGGGACAGUGCGAGGCAGAGGAGCACCGAGCAGCAGCUCCAUUCAGCAGCAGCAGGAGCCAGUGGAGUCAGAGGAGCCCAGCGCAGCCCAGGGACUCCUGAAGAGGCGCGUGGAGACCAAGGAGCACCGCGAGGACCAGAUCCGCCUGCAGGAGGCCGAGCAGCGUGACUUCCGCACAGUGCUGGGCAGGAAAGUCACCACCAAGAGCGUCUCCGAGGAGGACCUGAAGGAGAUCACGGCGGAACAGAUGGACUUCAGGAGCCAGCUCCAGCCCAGAGGGGUCAAGCCCAAGACCCUGUCUGAAGAUGAGAGGAAGGUCAACGCUCCCGCGCAGGUGGACUUCAGAGCCGUCCUGGGGAAGAAGGGGGGAGCUGCGAAACCAGGCGCCGUUCCUGCCGAGAAAGGAGAGCCUGCAGAUUUCAGAUCGGUUCUGGCCAACAAGAAGAAGCAGACGAGCUUGGAGAACAACGGGAAGAGCCCUGCUCCAGCAGCAGCUCUGGCACGGGCAGCAGCAACACCCAAAGCUCCUGCUUCUUCCCCUGACAAGAAAGAGAAGGAGAAGAACGCUAUCAACUGUGUGGAUGGUGGGAUUAUUGAUAAGAAGAGUAACAACAUUGGAAAGGAGCCAGCGUUCAGUCAGAAGCUGAGUGACGUGAGCGUGGUGGACGGGGCUCGACUGCGACUACAGUGCCAGGUGACCUGUGACCCCCCUGCUACUAUUACCUGGACACUAGAUGGGAAGGUCAUCAAGCCCUCCAAGUUUAUCAAGCUGUCCAACGAAGGAGGCCAGUGCUCCCUGACCAUCGACAAGGCCCUGCCCGAGGACGAGGGCCAGUACAAGUGCCGGGCAGAGAACUCUGCCGGUAAAGCUGAGUGUUCCUGCAUGGUGCUGGUGGAUGAUCCUACAGACACAAACUCGACUGCAGCUGACAAGAAGAUCAAGAAGCCAUCCACCCCUACCUCAGAGAGUGAGGCAAGGAUAAAGAAACCGAAUACAAAGAUGUCUCCCAAACAGGCUAUGCCCCCUCAGAUUGUCCAGUUCCCAGACGACAUGAAGAUUCUGGCAGGGGAGAAGGUGGAAAUUCUCUGUAAGUUUGGAGGAGCUCCACCAGUCAACUGCACCUGGCUCAAGUUCCGCAAACCAAUUCAAGAGGUCAAAGGUGUUUUAACCAUUGAAACCACUGAGGUUACCAGUAAACUGACCAUCGCAGACAGCCAGCAGGACCACUGUGGCUGCUACACCAUCGAGCUGCGAAACAGCUACGGCUUGAGACAGGCAGCUCUCAACCUUACCAUUGUCGACAAACCUGAUCCCCCUGCACGAGUUCCAGCCGCCUCAGACAUCCGCCGGUCCACACUCACACUGUCAUGGUAUGGCCCCACCUACGACGGGGGCAGCGCCGUCCAGUCCUACAACCUAGAGAUAUGGAACUCAGUGGAUAAGGAGUGGAAGAACCUGGUCUCCUGCAACAGCACCUCCUAUAAUGUCCAGAACCUGCUGGGUCAGCGCCAGUACAAGUUCAGGGUGCGGGCGGUCAAUAUCUACGGCAUCGGGGAGCCCAGUGCCGAGUCUGAGGCUGUCACAAUGUUAGAGGAGGAUGUUGAGGAAAAGGAGGAGGUUGAGGAUGAUGAAGAGAAAGAGCCAGACUACAGAGAUGUGAUCGUUAGAACAGAUGUGAAAGUCAAGGAUCUGUAUGAUGUGGAGGAGAGGCUCGGAACGGGGAAAUUCGGACAGGUAUUCAAACUUUUGGAGAAGGCAACGAAAAAGCAUUGGGCUGGAAAGUUCAUCAAGGCCUACUCUGCAAAAGAGAAAGAUAAUGUGAGACAAGAGAUUGCUAUAAUGAACUCCCUCCAUCACCCCAAACUUGUCCAGUGCAUUGAUGCCUUCGAAGGCAAGUCGGACAUCGUCAUGGUUUUGGAAAUGAUCUCUGGUGGGGAGCUGUUUGAGCGUAUCAUCGAUGAAGACUUUGAGCUGACAGAAAGAGAGGUCAUUAAGUACAUGCUGCAGAUUGUGGACGGGGUUCAUUACAUCCACAAGCAGGGCAUCGUCCAUCUGGACCUCAAGCCUGAGAAUAUCAUGUGUGUCAACAAGACCGGGAGCACCAUCAAACUCAUUGACUUCGGCCUUGCUCGCAGACUAGAAAGCUCUGGAACAUUGAAAGUUCUGUUUGGAACCCCUGAGUUUGUGGCCCCUGAAGUGAUCAACUAUGAAGCAAUCAGUUACCCAACAGACAUGUGGAGUAUAGGAGUCAUCUGCUACAUCCUGGUGAGUGGCCUGUCCCCAUUCAUGGGGGAUAACGACAACGAGACCCUUUCCAAUGUGACCUCGGCCACCUGGGACUUUGAAGACGACGCCUUCGAUGAGAUCUCAGACCACGCCAAAGACUUCAUUACCAACUUGCUGAAGAAAGAUAUGAGGGCUAGACUGACAUGUGAUCAGUGCUAUGAGCACCCGUGGCUAAAACAAGACACUGGCAAAAUGGAGGCCAAGAAGCUGUCCAAGGAGAGGAUGAAGAAGUACAUCUUGAGAAGGAAAUGGCAGAAAACCGGACAUGCAGUGCGGGCCAUCGGAAGACUGUCGUCAAUGGCGAUGUUGGCGGGCGUCAGUGCCAAGAAAGGCUCCCCUACUGAAGAGGACAACCAGUUCCUUGAAUGCCUAGAGUACGAGGAGAAAACCCAGGUCAAGCCCACCUUCAGCUCAGUCAUCAAGGAUGUGGAGGUGGUGGAGGGGAGCGCAGCCAGAUUUGACUGCAAGAUCGAGGGCUACCCUGAUCCAGAGGUGGUGUGGUAUAAAGACGAACAGCCGAUCAAGGAGACCCGCCACUUCCAGAUUGAUUACGACGAGGAGGGCAACUGCAGCCUAGUGAUCUCGGAAGUGAACGGCGACGACGAUGCCAAAUACACUGUCAAGGCUGUCAACAGCCUAGGCGAGGCCACUUGCACAGCCGAACUCCUGGUGGAGGUGAUGGAGGAAGAGGAGGAGGAGGAGGAGGAGGAAUGAGCGGUACGACCGGUACAAGACUAACAGAUGAUAUCCCCUGUGUUUAGCCUUUAAUCUCUUCAAUGGGUCGUUCCACCAAUUAGGUGCUUUUUGAAUGGAAGCAUGUUGUGUGCAAUAGGAAGGGGCAAUUGAAUGCAAGCUUCAAAUAAAUGUUUUUCUUGUUAAAACAUUUCUAGCUUGUAUCUAUGGGUAACAAGGUUGAUGUGUUAUUCUUGACCUGCUCAGUUUUCCACCACGAAACACCAGAAAAUGUCCGAAAAGAUUAGAACCAGCUCACCUGCUUUUACACGAUGAUUUGACUAUCAGAUGUUCAAUGUUCCUUUUGAAAAACAUAUUUGAAAAGGAAUAGGAUGCACAGAGGGACAAAAUGCAGAAUUUUGGCACUUUAGCAAGUCUUUAUUCAUAUUAGCCCUUUACACUGGCCUAUAUGGAUAGGGAUAAGUUGAAAUGUCAGUAACAUGAUAAGAAUAUCCCUGGCAAAUGUGGGGGUAGGUGCAACACAAGACACCGAAAUGACAAGGGUUUGAGUGAGAGGACUAACUAGUGUCUUCAAGUGGCCACACACCUCUCCAAAGUGUACACUGUUCCUAAGAAAUUGUAAUGCACUUUUAUGACCAAAAGAGUCUUCCAACUAUAAGGUGUUUAUUUUUUUAGAUCUCCUAGCUGUGCCUUUGAGGAACUGGAGCAACAUACUUGUCGUUGUUUUGUUUGGAGCACAACCCUGCAUCCAACAUGACUAGCUAAGUUACAACAUACGAUAUUACAGGGUUAGGCUUUCACAAUGCUAUUCAGGGAAGCCGAUCAUUUUGCUGAGCAUUGAAAGGAGUCAUGAGUGCAUUCAGGUGUGUGCGCCGCGGCGAGUUUCUCACAAUAAACAAACGUGCUCGUUCUGCUCAGGACAACCAAGGGUGUGACUCCAUGGCGUCUUGUAGCUGUACGUCAAACAUAGUGAUCGUAAACGUUGACACUGUAUAUGACACGAGUUUUAUGAUAUGGAAACGUGAACUGCACAUUUGGACUCGUGGCUUGCUUGUGUGACGUCAAGGCGGUUGCCCACUUAGCGAGAGGGAUGGGGGCAACUUUUUGUCGGGCGAGGUGCUCAGGUUCAGAAAGGCUGUCAAGUCAAAACCCACAACGCUGCGAGUGUAAAGGGCUACGAAUCAGAUUGAUUUCGUUUUCCAUGUGGCACUUCGUUUAAUAUGACAGGCUUUUAAAAUGCAAUAUUUGUGUACAAUUUCUACUUUAAAUAUCGAAAGGGGUGCAAAAGGCACUUAUUUCGUGGAACGACCCUAAAAGCUGCGUUGCUAAGACACUCGCCUUCUCCGGCACACUCAGAAAUGGGGUUGAAAAUGGGCUUGAUGACCUUUCGCUAUGUUUGUGCACUUUCUUUUCUACUUACUUUUCAGUUAUAGCAGAUUUCAGAUGUUAAUAUUUAUAACAUUACCUUGACAUUAACCACAUUCCAGCUGUUUGUGCUUUAUCCAUUUAUUUAAAGGUAUUUGAUUUCCUUCAAGUUAUCUACAUUUUUCUUCCUCAACCAAACAAGCCCAAAGUGACUGGUGUGUUUGUUAUCAGCAUUAUUUGCAAUUACCCUGGGCUCUUUCAAGAAUGUUUUUAAAUUGUAUUUUUAUUUAAGCACAGAGUCAUGUGAUCAUAUUUGAGCAUCAGUUUAGAGAUCUUCCUUGCAAGCACGUGUCCACGAUAUUACAAAUUUGCAAUACUAAACAGACCAGUGAAUUAUCACAUCUAUAUUUGUUUUGUAUUAGAUGUAUGUAGAUUUAUAUUUCUAAAUUUUUUAUAAAUGUAUCAUUUUGACAAAUUGCAAAUUACAUGUAAUGAGAACACUACAAGUGUAGUUACUCACAGUUACUAAAUAAAUGUUUAUCACAAAAUAA